CUUCCAUCCAACCUUGCGCGUCCAUUUGCUUUCGUCGGCUCUUCUUCUUGCCUUCGUAAUACUGCAAUCGGUCCAACUGCGAAAGACAUCACAAUUACCAGCGACUUCACCAGCGGAUCGAUACCUCGGAUUGAACUACUCUCUCCACAUCCCGAAGAUUCUCUCUGUCCAACUCUCAGCAUGCUGUCGUCCUCCGCAAAGUCCAGCGGCCGGUUACCUCGCAAAUGGACAGUAGCGGAAGACCAUAAGCUGAAGGAGGAGGUUGAGGCUCAGAUGGUUGAAGGCGAAGUGAAAGACUGGUGUCGGAUAGCAGCCAAGCUCCCUGGCAGAACAAACAAAGACUGCAGAAAAAGGUGGCACAACUCAGUAGCUGGAGGUCUGAAAAAGGGACAGUGGUCAAAAAGCGAAGAUGUUCAACUUGCGAAAGGAGUAGAGCAGUACGGCCAAAGAUGGACCUUGGUAGCCAACGUAGUCGGGUCACGAAGUGCAGAUCAAUGUGCGAAAAGAUGGCAGCAAUCGCUUGACCCAGAUCUUGACCGUAGCGAGUGGCGAGAUACAGAUGAUAAAGUUCUCAUCGAUGCAGUCCAGAAACUUGGCCGACACUGGAAAGACAUCCAACGACAUCAUUUCCAAGGACGCUCUAAGAACUGUAUCAAGAAUCGCUACACUGUUCUCGUCCGCCGGUAUCAAAACCAAGGCAUCAUACUACCCCAGCCCGCAGGCACACCCGAACCGAGCACAUACUCAGCCACAGAUGACGACGAUAUGUCUUAUGGAUCUACCACAUACGAUGAUUUGCUCCCCGCGCACACGACCCAGGUCUCCACCCCUGAAACACAGCACUCUUGGCCCACGGACAGCUCCUAUUCUGCCUGGACAUCCCAAGAAUCCUUCGACGUUAUGACCUCCACCGCCCCGACGUAUCCCCACGUGCCCCUGACCGUGAAUGUCAGCCAGGGUGCACAGUGGGACUGGGCUACGACUUCUAUGAACACUUCGCAUUCCCCCAUGAUGGCACUCGCCUCGCCACACAUAUACCCGCACGUGUCGGACCACGCUACCCUCUCGCCGUACGACCACUACGCCGCCAGCCCCGCGAUGCUGAGCCCGACGACCGCGAUGAAUUAUGGCGGGCAUGUGGCGCGCGGCCCGACGAGCUCGCCCAUCUCGAGCAACGCGAGCCCUUCGUACCAGGAUCCGCAUGCCAUGGCCCAGUUCAUGAGAUACGAGAUGCGGCGUGAUCCUCCUUACCAAUAUUAAUAUGGGGAUGAUGAUGCAUGGCGUUAGCGUUGAGGCUGUGCAGCGUAGCAGAGGAGAGAGAAACGAUAUAGACAGCUCCAUAUCCGUUGGCCGGAAAACCAAGCAAGGUUCCGCUAACCAUCUUACGAACGUAUCGAACAUCCAAUCAAUAAUUGAUAAUCCGUAUCCAUGCUCGCG
This is a messenger RNA of Paraphaeosphaeria sporulosa, 1437 nucleotides long. RefSeq lists its product as uncharacterized. The transcript has 7 exons. Gene Ontology annotation, biological process: positive regulation of transcription by RNA polymerase II; mitotic cell cycle. The record is from RefSeq and is a predicted model, not a curated record. Lineage: Eukaryota; Fungi; Ascomycota; Dothideomycetes; Pleosporales; Didymosphaeriaceae. The coding region runs from base 181 to 1260 and encodes 359 amino acids. Gene Ontology annotation, molecular function: DNA-binding transcription factor activity, RNA polymerase II-specific; RNA polymerase II cis-regulatory region sequence-specific DNA binding. Gene Ontology annotation, cellular component: nucleus.